AUGCCUGUGGACAAAGAGAUUCUCGUGUCUUACAAUGCAUAUGAAAGCUAUCCUAUGAUCAGAAUGUCAGCUGGGCAGAAUUUGAGUCUUCGAUGCCGGAGCACAACUGCUGAUAAACUUCGAUGGAUGUUGCCAAUUGAAUCGAAUCUCGAUUUGGAAGGGUUUAGUGAAGAGGAUUUCCAAAAGAAAAUCACUAUCGAAAAAGAAGACGAACGGAGUCAAUUGUUUCACAUUCGAUCCCUGGAACAAAGUGAUACCGGGAAAUACACGUGUUUGGACGACAAAAACCAAACUGAUUUUCUCUAUGUUUUUGUGGAAGGUUUAUAUGAUUUUCUAAAGCCCAAAACCUAUACACUCGAUGUCACCUCAUCAAAAUUUCUUCUUCCGUGUCGAUACACGCAAAUCGGUCAUUGGCCAGUUAGGCCCUCUUUGUUUGUGGACGGAGAGACAUGGCUGAGUGAGGGAGAUGCUUGGAAAGAAGGAUAUGCUUGGACCUAUGAUCCACGAUACGGCUUUGAAAUAGAUUUGGUGAAACUGAACAGGAGUUUACCGAUGGGUAGUGGCCGGUUCCGCUGUGUGGCUUUAAAUGGCGAUGAAGUCGAGUGGUUCGUGCGGUUUGCUUCAAUACCCGUGAACUCUGUGUCAAUGACGAUGUCAAACGAGAUUUCUUGGGAGGUUAAAUCCCACGAUUAUGGUCUAUACACAUGUUCUUGGCCUCAAAAAGUGGUCAACAAAUGGGAUGCAAAGACUCAGCAGACGUCUCCAUUCCGAAUCUUUUCCCCAUUAUACAGAAUGCACUUUGCUCCACACGCCGAAGUGUUGACUGUCUUUCAAGGAGAGCCCAUCAGAAUAAAAGCAACGAUUCUCCCGAUAGCAGUCGACUUUGUAAACUACACCUGUACAUGGUAUUACGAAAGAUAUGUCGUUGUUGGAAGACAAAAAGUUUCCACUUCGCACGAAGUGGUGGACUGUGGCAAGAGACCAUAUCUGAAGGUCGAUGAAAAUGGCAGAGUGGAAAGUUACACCGAAGAGCUCUUCAUACCGAGUCACAAACUAGCUCCUGGUGGAACCUAUGAAAUCACAUUUCUUGUGAUCGAAGAGCGCUAUCAAAUGAUCAAGUGGAAAGUCAAAGUCGACACUCCAGUGAAAGAUUUUACUUUCAACGUGCAAUCCUCCGCUCAUUUCGUUCAAUUCGAUAAAGUGUAUCACGUGAUUGGCGCAAAGAUUCAGCUUGGCUGUCAUUCGAGGGUUCACGUUAACGAGUACGACGGACUUCACUUAUUUUAUCAACGAUCGAAUAAAAUGGUCCCAGCAGCAAGUGUGACCGGAGCGGAUGACGUUUUUUGGAACACGACCGUUCACGAGGAUCUCAUUGUUGUUUGCAAAAUUGGUCUCUUUGAACAAGGUUCAUUUCAUCUCCGAGUCGGUCAACGUCCAGCAGUUUGGAUGAAAAGGGAUCCAGAAAUUAGCGGCGAGGAUCCGAACAGAGUUUAUCGGGGCGAUGAUAUCACACUAUUUUGCCGAGUUCACAUGUUGGCUGACAUCUCAAUGUUUUGGAUUUACAACAAGACAGUGCUAGAUGAAAGCAGCAUUGUGCAAAGCAUUGACGGGGAUUCAGUGCUCUUAAAAAUGACAAUCAAGAAUAUUUCGACAAAUAACUCCGACUGCAAAAUGAGUGGAGAUCCGACUCCGUUCAUUUCAUGGUCAAAGAAUGGAAUUGCAAUGAGGGAUAAUGAAAGUCUUCUUGUUCUUCCUAAAGUGGACACCGAUGAUAGUGGAGUCUAUGAAUGUGUUGGGAAGAAUCGAGCGGGAGAUGUGCGACGGAGUAUCUCUCUUGAGGUCAAAGACGAUAAAAGAAGACGUCUAAUGCUUGCAUUCGUUGCUCUCUCCAUCAUCUUUCUCAUCUUGCUCGCAUGUGUGCUCAAUUUUAUUAUUUUGUGGAGAAGACAGAAAGCUCGAGCUCGAAAUGAAGAAAAUGCUUUCCGAGUGCUGUACGAUGAUUUAAUAAACGGAGGAACCAUUCCAGCUCAAGAUCGAAACAAGCAGAUUCCCCUCGAUCAACAAAUCAAUCAAAUCGUUUACGAUCGUUCGAAAUUUGAAAUUUCAUGCGAUGAUCUUCAAAUUUCUGAUCGAAGAACGUUGGGAAGUGGACAGUUCGGGAAAGUUUCAAUGGGAUUUUUGAAGAAACCGAAUCAAAUCAAUAAUUUCACUUCCGAAACACCAACUUUAAAGGUCGCUGUUAAGGAACCAUUUCACGCAGCCUCAAUCCGACAACACAUCAUCAACAUUCAAAUGUUGGCCGACGAGCUGAAGUUUAUGUCCUUAAUUCCACCGCAUCCGAAUGUGCUCACUCUGAUUGGAGCAGUCACCUAUCAUCUGACUAGUGGUCGUCUCUGUCUUGUCACGGAGCUAUGCGCCAAUGGGAGUCUCCAGAAAUUUCUGAAAAACCUCACACGCAACACAUUUUGUAAUGAAUUGAGAAAGGCUCAAAACAGUGAAUACAUGAAGCCGGAUCGCAAAAAUAGAGGAAACACAAUUGAAUUGUCAAUAAUUAGAGAAAUGUCUGUGGAUGUAGUUACUGACGGCUACAUUCCGUGGACUCAAGUUGAAAGUCAAGACGAAAAGCAUGAUGGACACGAGAAGACACCAAUUGUUCAGACAUUUCUAUGCUCGACAUCCGAUCUUUUAUCGUUUGCGAUGCAAAUCGCUAGCGGAAUGGAGUUUUUGAGUGAAAUCCCGUGCAUUCAUCGAGAUCUGGCCGCGAGAAAUAUAUUAAUCACAGAGAAAAACAUUUGUCGAAUCGCUGAUUUUGGAUUGGCAAGAUCUAACAAAUCUUAUUAUCGAAAAGACUUCGAGAAGCAUAAAAAUGAUCUUUUACCUUUGCAGUGGAUGAGUCCGGAAUCGAUUGAAAGCGGAUAUUACACACAAGCGUCUGAUGUUUGGUCGUACGGAAUCCUUUUGUACGAACUAUUCACCCUUGGCGAUCGUCCAUAUCCGGGAAUUCCGCUCGACGAAAUUUAUAUGCGAGUUCGAAAUGGAGAACGAAAUAAGAAGCCCGAGUUUGUACAUGAUGAUCUGUACAACUUUAUGUUGAAAUGCUGGAAUUCAAAGACAAAAGAGAGACCGUUGUUCAAGGAUUGUGUUCAAAAAAUACGAGAACAUCUCGAGAUGGUGUUGCCGGGAAAAGCCGAAGAAAUUGAGGGAAAGCUAGCGAGUGAAGUUGAUCGACUCAACUCGUAUUCUGAGUGGAGAAAUGGAAAUUCAUCAGAAAACAAGCCAGAGAUCGAAAAACAGGAGAGAAGAUGUCAAAAACAAUGUCCUCAAUUGCCCGAUCGUUUUUCGCAAGAAUUGGCGACGAAGAUAGGAAAACUAACGCGUAUUAUUGAGAAGCGAGCUCAAGAAAUAAAAGCCGAGACGAAAAACUACUUGAAAAAUGCUGAUAAUGUAGCAUUAAAAACGGACACAAGCUCCAGUCCUAAUUGUGAAUACACAUUGCAGGUUGUGACCGCCCAUAUUGUAAACGGCAAAGACGGCCUCAAGAAAAGUUUACUAAUUGGUGCUUUUCCGCUGUUAUCUAAGAAAAGCAUAGACAUGGCUGCCGACUUAAAAAAACAAUGGUCGAUUUCGAGAUUGAACAAAAGAGAUCAUCUAAAAUUGAACUGGGUGAAUUGCUUCGGCCACAAGCUAAAUCUCGUUGUGAGAAGACUUCUGAAGCAAAGCUUUUUGCUUAGUAUUAUUGAUCAGAUGAAAUCAGCUGUUCGUCGCAUACACCAAUCGGGAAUUUCGCGACGCAAGUUUAUUGGCUUAUGUAAAGAGUAUGCAUGCCCACUUGUGGUGCCUCGAUCGGAAUGUACUUUAUAUGACGAGCUUGUCUGGAAUAACAUCAAAGAGCGGAUCCUCUUCAAAAACGAUGCCCUUUGUUUGGAUGAUCAAACUGAGCCCGACAUGCGCAAGGAUCCGGAAAGCCACUGGAAUGGUUUCUCGUUGAACAUGUCUCCAAAAAAACACGCCUUUCAACUUUGCAGCUCGAGAUUGACGACUACGUACGCUUUUGUACAAAGGAAACCCGUCCCUCGUUUUAAAAAUUUAUAUCCGAUUGCGGUUCAAUAUAUGUCGCCACCAGCUAGUUCCGUUUCUUCGGAGCGUGUUUUUAGUAUGUGUGGUUUGAUUUGGAAAAACAGUCGACGACAGCGGAUGGCCCCUCCAACAUUGAAGUCGGCCCUUAUAGUUAGCCUUAAUCAAAAGUGCAUGAAGAGUAGAGUUUGGCCAACUUCGCUGGAGACUCGUUAUGGAUUUAAAUUUUUGGAUCUUUUCUUUGAGUACAUGAAGUUCGAGGUCGAUGUCCAGCUGGUGAAAGGCCCAAAAGUGCAG
This is a messenger RNA of Mesorhabditis belari, 4371 nucleotides long. Lineage: Eukaryota; Metazoa; Nematoda; Chromadorea; Rhabditida; Rhabditidae. The record is from the annotation of a GenBank genome assembly.